Messenger RNA from Trypanosoma conorhini, 3186 nucleotides. RefSeq lists its product as uncharacterized. The coding region runs from base 1 to 3186 and encodes 1061 amino acids. NCBI's taxonomy places the organism in Eukaryota, Euglenozoa, Kinetoplastea, Trypanosomatida, Trypanosomatidae. The transcript has a single exon. The record is from RefSeq and is a predicted model, not a curated record.
AUGCCGCUGCGCGCGAGGUUCCCACCUGUGGGAUGCAACAUGAACGACGCUGGCUACCCUUUCCGGGGAGAAUACAAAAUGGAGCCGCCGCUCAACCACGGACACACGGGGGCGCUUCGAACGGGUUCUACCGUCCUCACGCUCCGCAUAACGGGUGCCAACCUCGUCAUUGAGAAGCUACAACAGGGAAAGGGACAGAAGUUGCAUUGCGAACUCGGCGUGGACAACGGCCCAACAAGGACAGUCGUCUUCCCAUUCGGCGGCGGUGCUGUACCCGUGCCUGGCGACGGCCGCGAGUAUCACCUCAAUGCCGUGGUGCAGGGAGGGGGCGUGAAGCACCAGUGCAAGCUUAUUUUGAGCGGAAGCGAGGGGAAAAGUGUCCUGCGGCUGCGAGCACCGCCAGAUCCUCGGCUCACAGAUAGCAUUAUCUUAACUAUAGACGGACGGAGAAUACGCCCCUGCGAGGGCUGGUAUGAGAUUCCCAUUCAAGCCAAAGAGUGUUCCUUGGAGAUGGCGGAAAUGGAGUAUCCACGGCGUGUCUCUCCGUCACUUGCAGCCACACAAAUACCAUCCGCUGCCACCUUUUUGCUUCAAACCACCGCCGGAAAUGAAGACAACGUCGUCCUCUUCUGCAGUGGGAGCGGUGAGGCUCUUCCCCUCACACCCAACCGUGCCGUAUCUGUUGCAGUGGAAAGUGGUCCUUUUACCUUUCAACUGCCCCGUGCCCCAGCAACACAGCAGUUUCUCCCCCCUGGAGCCUUUACCUCGUCAUAUGAUGAGCCUGUGGCAACGGAUCUUUCUGAACCUCGUGUUCCAGAGCUUGAGACGAUGUGUGUGGCAGCCCCCCCUGGCGAUGCCUCACCACCAACGUUUGUCGCCACUGCUGAAGGCUUUAUGAUUGAAUUGAUUGGAGACAAUGGGGCGUCUUCGUCGGGGUAUGGAACUGCCCAACUUCGUCUUCCUGAUAGAAGCGAGCACCGUGUUCGUACCAUUCUCAGCGAUCCUUCCGGCCGCCAGCUUCUCCGUCAGAGUACGGUGGUACCGUCGACGGAACGAGCCUCUUUGGGCUUCAGCAUUGCGGAGAGUGCGCAUGGGGCACGCUUCAUCACUGGAAAGCAUCCUUGCCGAAUAAGCGUCGACAAUCAUCCACCCGUCAGUGGUGAUGCCGGGGUGUACGUAGAUAAAGACGCGCCUCAUGUCGUAACCGUGCGCGAUGACGGCUUAUCCGCUGUGUUUGAGAUUGGGCCACAACGAGGCCCGUAUCCUCAACCCAGCGCAGCAGCUCCCACAGAGGUUGAACCGUGGAUUGCAGAGCUUGCGAAGGCCCUGCAAAGCUCCGAUCUCGACACUGCGCGGCGUGGGAUUCAAGGCAUCCUUCCAACCACCCCUGAAGCUGUAGCUAUUUGUGGCUUCGUGUCUGAGCAGUUAUUCAGAAAACCACCCACAUUAUCCUUCAACAAGAGCAACGACACCGUGAAUGAGAUUCAGUGUCCGGGGUACGGCAUCACAGCCGCUGUGGACAAUGCGCCACCCUGUACAAUUGCUGCAGGCGGAAGUGUGCAAGUGCCGGCAGGUCACAGUAUAACCUUGACUGCUGUGACACCCCCCAUGGGACGUGCGGUAGCCAGUUGUUGCUUGCGCCAUCCACCGCCAGAUAAAAACUUAGAUGAGCUACUUGUUGCCCGGAUGCUUGAGACCUUUCAGAGGCACAGUGCGAAUCCAGACAAGGUGAUCUCAGAGCUGUCAAAUAUCACGUCAGCUCAAUCUGUUAAUGGUCAGCGACUUUUACCGCUUCUUAUUGACUGUUUGCGUCGCCUGACAAGUUUGCUUCAACGGCCCAUUUAUUUUAGGGCUGCAGAGGAUCCUGAAAGCACGCAACUGUUUAUCAGCCUCGAUGACAAGCAACCAAUGCAACUCUCACCCCACUCCACGACAGAGGUGCCGCGUGAGACGAACAAUGUUCGCGUGUCACUGCACCGGCCCUCCUUGCCUGUGCCACCCUCGCGAAAUGAACUUGCCAAGGCUCUGGUGGAUGCUUUUUAUCUUCCAUCACCGCCACCGCUUCCGGUCCGUUGGGGAUCCAUUCCCACAGAAGUUCCAGAAGAGAGGGCUCUGCUGGAUUUACUGCUACAACUUUUACGUGAUCAUGAGAACGAGCUGGUGCGGCGGUGUGCCCAAGGGGGUGCUGUAAGUUUAACAGACGCUCUUCAAUUUACCUGUGAGGGUGGCUGCCUGAAAAAUGUUCGAACGGAGAGGCCGUGCCGACUAAGUGUGGAUGUGGAUGGAACUGGUUUCAUGAACCUAGAACAAGGUGGCCAGAUACCGCUGGGAUACGAGUUUCCUCCUGGCUCUGUGCAUCGUAUUCAGAUUUUAGCACGUGACCCUGUAAGUGGUGCGCCUUGUGCUGAAACCCUAGUCACGUUGAUGGCUCCAGAGGUGGCAAAAAUGCCUCAACAAGUGGCUACUCCAGUUUCCUGCUUUUUGGAUGCCAGUGUUUUGCAACUGCAAGAGGAAGUACAACUUCGACUCGUAUGCCCUCAACACCUUCAUAUUGUUUGUGAAGUGGAUGGGAAUGGCUGUGGCAACACUUGGAAAGCGGAGUUUGUUGCGAAGAUGAGUGCUGCACGUCCACAUAACGUGAAAGUGCGGUUGCUUGACGGUGCUGGGGGCGUGGUGUUUGAGCAACGCCUUGCUUUACCCCCAAUGAUGUCGCCCUGUUGGUCUGUCGGGCUUGACACUGCAUCGCUGCAUGUGGAUGCCGUUAAUGGUGGUGGUGGAACUCUUGUCAAGGCCUCCUUGGAUCGAUCGCCUGAGAGGGAACUGAGCGCCCCCUUGUCUUUCGACAGCAAUGCCCCACAUUCUAUUUUACUGCGCAGGUAUUCUUUGGGACAGCAGACGUGGGACGCGUACGCUGGAGAACUCGCCCUGCGCAUCCCCGCCUUUGUCAACCCUGCGCACGUCGAGGACGUCUCCCGCGUGUACCGAACUCUCCAACCAGGUGGGAAUGAGGAGCUGCGCACUCGCCUCACGGAGCUUCGCUCCCGCACCCCGUCCAGCGUCGUGCAGGAGCUUAUUUCUGCGCUCAUAGAAUCUUUGACGGGCUCCCCUCGUGCCGGCCGCGGCAACGACAGCGAUGUUCACAUCCACUUCAGGCUCAGCGGAGAUGAGUCGUCCUUUGUCCGCUGA